AUGACAUUUUGACUUUUUUUUUAUUUUGCUUAUGUCAAAAGUUUGUUGUGAUGUGAAACUUAAAUCUUAGUUUUUGGCUUUGUUUUACUGUUUUACAUUAAUUUUCAUUGGUUCUAGCGCCUAAAACGCUUAGUUCAAGCAGUUAAAACUUUAAAAUGCUUCCUGUGCAAAGAUUUUUAAUUAACGAGUUAGAAAAUCGGCAGCGAAUGAUGCCGAAUGUAAGAAAGUCGUCUUGAAAAACGAGUGAUGAGAGACAUGAGCGACCCUUUUGCAUUACCAGACCGCAGAUUUUCGGAACUCUUCGGGUUAAAUAAAGACCUAGUGACAUAUCUUUUUAACAAUUUAGUUCCGCACUUGGAGCAGGAGCAGAGGCAGACUCGUGUUCCACGAGAAACAAGAAUUUUAAUUGCAUUAAGGUUCUUUGCUACAGGCAAUUACCAACGGGGCGUGGGAGAGGAAUUUAUUCUAUCUUCAAGUCAGCAAGUGGUAAGCAGAUGCAUAGAAGAGGUUGCACAAUGCGUUUCUAAUCAUUUGGAACCACUAUGGGUAAAAUUUCCUACUGGCAAUGAAACAAGAAAUCAGGUAAAAGCCAGUUUUAUGGAAAAAGCUGAUUUUCCGGAUAUAACUGACUGCAUUGACUGUACUCACAUAGCAGUUUUGGCUCCUUCAGAGGAAGAACAUAAUUAUGUUAACCGCAAAGGUUUCCAUUCUAACAAUGUUCAAAUUAUUUGCGAUUCAGAUUUGCAAAUAACGAACAUUAACCCAAGAUAUCCAGGAUCAACUAAUGAUGCCUUCAUAUGGAGACCCUCUCAGGUGAGACGCUUAUUGAAAUCUGAAUAUGAUAGAGGUGAAAGAUCUAACUGGCUCUUAGGAGAUUCUGGGUAUCCUCUGGAACCAUGGUUGAUGACACUACAUGAAAAUCCUGACCCAGAGAUCCCUGAAGGGCGCUACAAUAGGUCUCACAAGAUAACACGAAGCAUCAUUGAAAGGUGCAAUAAUAGACUAAAGCAGGUGUUUAGAUGUCUUUUGGGAGAACGAAAGCUUCGAUACAACCCACAAAAAGUUGGGCAUAUAGUUAUUGCUUGUGCAGUACAUCAUAAUUUAUGCAUACCUGCUGGAGUCGAGUUUGAAAUAGAACCCCUAGCUGAUAAUGUUAAUGUUAUACAUUUUUGUAGAUAUUGUGGAUGUGCUAUGAAGCCUGCCUAUUUCACAGGUUGAUAGAAAUCUAAUUUAUUUUCCAGUCUGGUGGUUAUAAUUCGAGCAAACAGUUUGUAAAAGUAACUUAAAAGGCUUAUUGAUCUUAGAGACCUAACCUCUAGUUGUGCUAUCUCCUUUUUGUGAAGCAUGAUUACAAUAAAAUUAUGCCAAUA
Molecule: messenger RNA, 1370 nt
Organism: Anthonomus grandis grandis
Lineage: Eukaryota; Metazoa; Arthropoda; Insecta; Coleoptera; Curculionidae
Product: putative nuclease HARBI1
Exons: 2
Coding region: 247-1218 (323 amino acids)
Source: RefSeq, a predicted model, not a curated record